Molecule: messenger RNA, 486 nt
Organism: Meloidogyne enterolobii
Lineage: Eukaryota; Metazoa; Nematoda; Chromadorea; Rhabditida; Meloidogynidae
Source: the annotation of a GenBank genome assembly
UUUUUUCAGAGUUCUCCAGGCAUUGCUUGUUUUAAUUCCGCCGGUGAUAACAACCCUUUCUGUUGUUGCAGUGGGGAUGGCUGUAAUUCUCGUUUUAUGCCUCCCUAUUGUGAAGCUUUGGGUAUUUGGAGUAAUUGGGGUGAUUGGUCUUCAUGUCCAUCCACAACAACCUCCUCAACUACGUUAAAUAUAAGACGCCGAUUACGCACCUGUAGCUCUUUCAGUGGUUGUGAUCAAAUGUCACAAUUUCAAUGCAUAGGGAAUUAUUCAGAAGUCCUUCCAUGUACCUCCACACCACCCCCGAGUAAUUCAACAAGUUCAAAUACUUCAAAUAUUCCCACACCCUCAGCAACAACACCUCCAACAAUAAAUACAGGCGUAGGAGGACCUAUAGUUGUUGAUCUGGUUCAAUCUGCUAAAAUAAUUGCUAGUGGGGCUUUGAGUGCCGGAUUGGUUCAGUCUAUGCAAGUUAAUUCUACUGGAUAA